Messenger RNA from Alnus glutinosa, 1731 nucleotides. Its product is annotated as serine/threonine-protein kinase RIPK. Gene Ontology annotation, molecular function: ATP binding; protein kinase activity. The record is from RefSeq and is a predicted model, not a curated record. Bases 241 to 1602 code for a protein of 453 amino acids. Gene Ontology annotation, biological process: protein phosphorylation. The transcript has 5 exons. Lineage: Eukaryota; Viridiplantae; Streptophyta; Magnoliopsida; Fagales; Betulaceae.
UAGACUUAGAGGACCCAAAAUAAAAGUAUUGCUUGGGAGAUUAUGGAUUUUCUUCUAGAGCAAAAAGAUUUCCAUAUUGGAUUACAAAUGAAUAUAUUUCCAGCAAGAAAAAAGAAGGUGGUCGGUCAUCAUUAGGUCAUAGACUUCUGUAUUUAGUCUUCUCAAUUACCAACCCAUAUCUUUCUCAAUAAAUUGCUUCAACCUUAAGCUUUAGAGAGACAGUUUAGGAUCAUCAAAACUAUGGCUUUCAUCAGAAAUACCAUCACAUUGAAAAGCUUGUUACCCAGUUGUUUCAAGGCCAAGAACCCACUCUCUGAGCCAAAACUUCCAGUUUCCAAGCACAGUUCUUUCCGCAGGUUGUCGAUGUCCGAUUUAAGCAACUCCUCCUUCUCGGUCGUGAGUGAUCUAUCAAUGUCUCUUGUUGGAUCAAAUCUCCAUGUUUUUACUCUGCAGGAGCUCAAAGUUAUUACGCAGAACCUCUCAAAGAGUAAUUAUCUUGGUGAAGGUGGGUUUGGUCCGGUAUAUAAGGGGUUCAUUGAUGACAAGCUUAGGCCUUGUUUGGAAGCUCAGCCUGUGGCUGUCAAGGUAUUGGACUUGAAUGGCAAACAAGGCCACAGGGAGUGGCUGGCUGAAGUUAUAUAUCUUGGGCAAUUAAGGCACUCCCAUCUUGUGAACUUGAUCGGAUACUGCUGCGAGGACGAGCACCGGCUACUUGUGUACGAAUACAUGGAGCGUGGCAACUUAGAAAACCAACUAUUUAGAGGUUAUUCUGCAACCUUGCCCUGGUUAACAAGAAUAAAAAUUGCAAUUGGAGCAGCAAAAGGCCUUGCUUUUCUCCACGAAGAAGAAAAACCAGUCAUAUAUCGAGAUUUUAAAGCUUCCAACAUCUUAUUAGACUCUGAUUACAAUGCUAAGCUCUCUGAUUUUGGGCUUGCCACGGAUGGACCAGAAGGGGAUGACACUCAUGUCACAACUCGUGUCAUGGGCACCGAAGGCUAUGCAGCUCCUGAAUACAUCAUGACAGGUCAUCUGACGACUAUGAGCGAUGUAUUUAGCUAUGGAGUAGUCCUUUUAGAGCUACUAACGGGCAGAAGAUCCGUGGACAAGAACCGUCCGAGUAGAGAGCAGAAUUUGGUAGACUGGGCAAGGCCUCUUCUGAAGGAUCCCCACAAACUUGACAGAAUAAUAGACCCCAGGCUUGAAGGGCAGUACUCGAUGGAAGGGACUAAAAAGGUAGCCAUAUUGGCUUACCAAUGCCUGAGCCAGCACCCAAAGUCAAGACCCACAAUGAGCCAUGUGGUGAAGACCUUAGAGCCUCUGUUGGACCUGAAAGAUAUCCCCAUUGGACCCUUCGUUUACACUGUACCAAAUGAAUCAAACAGUGAAAGUAGCAUGGCAGGAGAUCAUCAAGAGAAAGAAAAGAAAGAGAAGGGCCGUCAGCAGCACGGCAAAGGUCGUAGUUAUAGACGUCGGAUCAAGUCACUGAGGUCUCGUGCUGUCUAUUCUGAUACGGCUUUGUAUAAGACUCUUGGGACUAGUUUGUACUCUCUCAAACUAGAACCAUUAAUUGGGCCAAAGGGGGGCAUAGUUAGCAACUCAUAAACAUAUAUACUGUGUACACAUGAAAGCAAAUUAUAUUACUUUUGUGUUUGAUAUUUUUUCAUUGUGAAUGGUGGGAAUUGUAGGAGUUUCAGUGAAAUAAAUAAAUUUGACCAAUGCUCAAUUUCCAAA